CUUGGUCGAGCAAAGUCGUGCGCGUUCUCCAAUUUUUUUUUUGUAAAAAAAAAAAAAAAAAACAUCAAACCGCGAUCUUUUUUCUCCUCUCGUUUCUGUUCUUGUGCCCUGGUCCCUUUUUUUAUUUUGGAACAAAAACUGCCUGGAUAUCGACUUUACAUUUCGACGAUCCGUCUCAUCUCGCAUUCAUCACCUAGGACGAGUCGGUCGAGUGUUUAUCUUCGUCAUUCGCUCUGAAACAGCCCGUCAUUUUGCCGCUAAGAAGAUGCAGAAUUCGAUCGUGUUUAUUUCGUUCGUGAUGGUGGCCGCCUGCUGUUUGUUGGCCGAUGCGGCGCCGCAAGACUUGGGAUCGCCGAUCCGCAUCGCCCAGUGCCGUGCCCUCUGCUUGGACAAGUUUGUCCGCAACGAUCGCCACGAAACGCUCUGCCAACAGGAUCCCGACUGCUUCACGUGCUGGGAAAACUGUGGACUAUUGCAAGACAAUCCAACCGUCUGGUCUCGCAUCUGCAACCAACCGAGUGUUUGCUUCCCUGGCUGUUUGCAGGCUUGCCAGUUCUUCCAGAACGCGGAUCUACCGCAGAAGGAUCCAGUGAUGCCGACCUCUGCCGAGCCGAGCGUCCAACUCGUUGGCAACUUGGCCACCUGGCCCCGUCCGUCUGAGCGUUCAUCCAACUCGAAACGCGAGAAGGAGCGGCUCGUUUACGCCGUCAUCCAGAAGCAGAGUUCGGGACGUUGGCGUCAAAUCAUCCAGACUGCGGAAGAACGUUGUUUCCUCCCAUCUGGCGAGACUCCCAGUUCAGCUGCCGGCAACCUCCGCGUCCUCGCCGUCGGCGGACGCGGUCUGGUGGCUCUCUACCGCCCCGAACACGAAGAUUCCAGCACGGAAAACGCCAUCGCCGCUCCGCUGCCCGCCUCUGACGUCGUCGUCGACACGGACUCAACUGGCCAGCAACCGUUUGAGCUGUCGCCCGAAGAAAAAUUGGCCGCUCAAGUUGAAAUCGUGUCCGUGUCUCCAGCAUCGCCGUGGAAACUCAGAGAAGUCUCGCUGAUCCACCAAAAGGUUUUGGUCAUCGCCGAAGUCGCCUGGCCCGUCCAGCGCUCAUCCGACGGACAAUCCAGCGAUUACUUGGUCACUUGGGAGGUCGAUGGCGGCGGUCUCAAAGGCCAUCUCUACACUGACGCCACUUCGGUGACCCUCUCUUUGUGGCCCGACACCGUCUACCACAUCCAAGUUGACUUGGUGACGGCCACAUCGGAUGCCAUCCAGAUGCGUUCCGCUCCGUUGACCAUCGACACCCACAAAGCGCCCGGGGUGGUCCAGUCGGAUGAAGCCAGGCCUUUGCCCGCUGCUCCGCUCAUUGAUCGGCUUCCAUCAUCGUCCGGCAGUAGCAGCGGAUCAGGCCGGCGACUAGAAGCCACGGUCGGCGUCGGUGCAGCUGCUGGCGUCUCUUUAUUUCUAUUGGUUUUGGCCACCGCCAUCGGCAUCCGUCGGCACAGGAGGGCCAGCAUGCGCCUCAGUGAAUCUCCGUCUGCAUCGCCAUUGCCCCGUCAUCACCACAGACCGAGCACCAUCGAAAGCCUGGCCGUCGUCAAGACGAUCGACGGUGAUCGUGUGCCUUAUCACACGAUGCAACCGCCUUGCGCUGUGCACAGCCUGGAACAUUGUUUAUUCCCGUCUCGAACUCAUCGACUUCCUGCCCUUCAUCAUUAAAAAAUAUUUGCCCAAAUCAUUUUCAUUUGUUCCCAGAAAUAAUCCCAUUUGUCUCCUUGAAGAGUUUCACGCCCUUUUUCAAUUCUUUUAACUCUUUCUCUCUCUCUCUCUCUCUCUCUCUCUCUCUCUCUCUCUCUGAUGUAAAUAAGCCAAAAUUGUACAAACUGUAAUGUAUAUUUCUCAAUGUGUUUUCGUGUCUCCUUCAUUGCAAUGAUUUUUCGUUUGAAUUCUCUCGCGAAAUUGAACGUUCUUUUGGCAACCCGUUUUCCAAUUCAUUUGACAGUCUACAUAACUCGUAUAAAUAAAUAUAUAUAUAUUUAUGUAUAUCUCCUAAAAUCUAAAAAAAAAAAAAAGCAAAACAAUCCGCCCCCCCUUUACCUUUUUACCCUCUCGCUGUGUGUCCGUCGUCUGUUGUGCGUGUCUUUUGUGCGAACUAUGUCGUGUAAAUACAAAAAAAAAAGGCUCAAGGUUUCCAAAGAACCUUUGACAAAAUCAA
Daphnia carinata is the source of this 2207-nucleotide messenger RNA. RefSeq lists its product as uncharacterized. The coding region runs from base 266 to 1711 and encodes 481 amino acids. NCBI's taxonomy places the organism in Eukaryota, Metazoa, Arthropoda, Branchiopoda, Diplostraca, Daphniidae. The record is from RefSeq and is a predicted model, not a curated record. The transcript has 5 exons.